UUUAUUAUUACUUUGAAGUCAAUGGAUGUUGUGUCAUUCGCUGUUUACAAAGUAAAGACAGCCCUGAUCCGCUCUGCUAAACUGUUUGUGCUCAGAAGUUUCAGAUAUUUGAAGACAAUGGAAAUUGUUAACUUGAAUGCAAUUGAGGAUGCAGCUGAGCGGAUCAAAGGUCAUGUACAUCUGACCCCGGUAAUGACCUGUGGAAUGAUGGACAAGAUGGCUCCAGGAAGGAACCUCUAUUUCAAAUGUGAACUUCUCCAAAAGACUGGCUCAUUUAAGAUUCGGGGUGCCUUGAACGCAGUGUCGAGGCUUGUUGAGGGCGUGGCCGAGGAUCAGGAGAAGCCGAAAGUAGUGACUCAUAGCUCAGGGAACUUUGGUCAGAGUUUAGCCUUUGCUGCCAAGCUGAAGGGUCUCGAUGCGUACAUAGUGAUGCCAGAGACUGCUCCACAGUGCAAGGUCAAAGCAGUGAAGGGAUACGGAGCAGAAGUCAUCAGAUGCAAACCUACAGAGGAGUCAAGAAGGACAACGGGAGAGGAAGUGCAGAGAAGGACCGGAGCUCAUUUCUUCUCUCCAUCUCAGACGUAUGAUGUCAUAGCAGGUCAAGGUACCAUCGGUCUCGAGCUGUUAGAACAGGUAUCUGGUCUUGAUGCUGUGAUAGUACCGGUAGGAGGAGGGGGCAUGAUAUCCGGUAUCGCAGCUGCCGUGAAGAGCAAAAACCCAGCAAUCAAAGUCUUCGCAGCUGAACCCCAAAAUGCAGAUGACUGCUUCCGAUCGUUCCAAGCCAAAAAGCUAAUUCCAUUACCACCGGGCCCGGUGGACACCGUAGCUGAUGGUUUGAGGGUUUCUAUUGGCGAAUCUACUUGGCCAAUCAUUGAGAAGUACGUUGAUGAUGUUAUCACCGUCACAGAAAACGAGAUAAAGGAUGCAACCCGUUACAUCUGGCAGUUCAUGAAGCUCUUCAUCGAGCCGUCUGCUGGGGUGGGUGUGGCUGCAGCUCUCAGUCAGGAGUUCUCCCAAAAGUCCCAGGAUUUGAAGAAUGUAGCCGUCAUACUUUGCGGAGGAAACGUGGACGUGGACUCGGUUAAACAUUGGUUAUGAUCGCGAGAC
Lytechinus variegatus (green sea urchin) is the source of this 1107-nucleotide messenger RNA. Its product is annotated as serine racemase-like. Gene Ontology annotation, biological process: L-serine metabolic process; D-serine biosynthetic process; pyruvate biosynthetic process. The record is from RefSeq and is a predicted model, not a curated record. The coding region runs from base 22 to 1098 and encodes 358 amino acids. Lineage: Eukaryota; Metazoa; Echinodermata; Echinoidea; Temnopleuroida; Toxopneustidae. The transcript has 7 exons. Gene Ontology annotation, molecular function: ATP binding; magnesium ion binding; pyridoxal phosphate binding.